Messenger RNA from Apodemus sylvaticus (European woodmouse), 3990 nucleotides. RefSeq names its product phosphodiesterase 2A (gene Pde2a). NCBI's taxonomy places the organism in Eukaryota, Metazoa, Chordata, Mammalia, Rodentia, Muridae. Gene Ontology annotation, molecular function: 3',5'-cyclic-AMP phosphodiesterase activity; 3',5'-cGMP-stimulated cyclic-nucleotide phosphodiesterase activity; protein homodimerization activity. Gene Ontology annotation, cellular component: mitochondrial outer membrane; mitochondrial inner membrane; cytosol. Bases 63 to 2849 code for a protein of 928 amino acids. Gene Ontology annotation, biological process: cGMP catabolic process; regulation of mitochondrion organization; positive regulation of gene expression. The transcript has 30 exons. The record is from RefSeq and is a predicted model, not a curated record.
UUGCGGACGCGCUGACCGAGUGCAGCGGGCCGGGCUGGAGGGGCGGGCGGGCGGCUGCGAGCAUGGUCCUGGUGUUGCACCACAUCCUCAUCGCUGUUGUCCAAUUCCUCAGGCGGGGCCAGCAGGUCUUCCUCAAGCCGGACGAGCCGCCGCCGCAGCCAUGCGCCGACAGCCUGCAGGAUGCUUUGCUGAGCCUAGGCACUGUUCUCGACAUCGCUGGCCUGCGACAGGCUGCCAAGGAUGCCCUCUCAGCCGUGCUCCCCAAAGUGGAGACUGUCUACACCUACCUGCUGGACGGGGAGUCCAGGCUGGUGUGUGAGGACCCCCCUCAUGAGCUGCCACAGGAGGGAAAAGUUCGAGAAGCUGUAAUCUCUCGGAAGCGGCUGAGUUGCAAUGGGCUGGGACCUUCGGACCUACUGGGAAAGCCCUUGGCCAGGCUGGUGGCUCCACUAGCUCCUGACAUGCAAGUGCUGGUCAUACCCCUGCUGGACAAGGAGACUGGAACUGUGGCAGCCGUCAUCUUGGUGCACUGUGGCCAGCUGAGUGGCAGCGAGGAGCAGAGCCUGCAGGCGGUGGAGAAGCAUGCUCUGGUGGCCCUGCAGAGGGUGCAGGUCCUGCAGCAGCGCAGGCCUGAAGCUGUUCAGAACACCUCAGCGGAUGCCUCCGAAGAUCAGAAGGAUGAGAAGGAGUACACCGACCAUGACCGAAAGAUCCUGCAACUGUGUGGGGAACUCUAUGACUUGGAUGCCACUUCUCUGCAGCUCAAAGUCCUUCAAUAUCUGCAGCAGGAGACACAGGCCACUCACUGCUGCCUCCUGCUGGUGUCAGAGGACAAUCUGCAGCUUUCCUGCAAGGUCAUUGGAGAUAAAGUGCUGGGAGAAGAGAUCAGCUUUCCAUUGACCAUGGGACGCCUGGGCCAGGUGGUGGAAGACAAGCAGUGUAUCCAGCUGAAGGACCUAACCUCUGACGACGUGCAACAGCUGCAAACCAUGUUGGGCUGUGAGCUUCAGGCUGUGCUGUGUGUCCCUGUCAUCAGCCGUGCCACUGACCAGGUGGUGGCCUUGGCUUGCGCCUUCAACAAGCUCGGAGGAGACUUCUUCACAGAUGACGAUGAACAUGUGAUCCAACACUGCUUCCGCUACACGGGCACGGUGCUCACCAGCACCUUGGCCUUCCAGAAGGAGCAGAAGCUCAAGUGCGAGUGCCAGGCUCUUCUCCAAGUGGCAAAGAACCUCUUCACCCACCUGGAUGAUGUCUCUGUCCUGCUACAGGAGAUCAUCACGGAGGCCAGAAAUCUCAGCAACGCGGAGAUCUGCUCGGUGUUCCUGCUGGAUCAGAACGAGCUGGUGGCCAAGGUGUUCGAUGGUGGCGUUGUGGACGAUGAGAGUUAUGAGAUCCGCAUCCCGGCGGACCAAGGCAUCGCAGGCCACGUGGCGACUACGGGCCAGAUCCUGAACAUCCCAGAUGCAUACGCCCAUCCGCUCUUCUAUCGCGGCGUAGACGACAGCACUGGCUUCCGCACGCGCAACAUUCUCUGCUUCCCUAUCAAGAAUGAAAACCAGGAAGUCAUCGGUGUGGCUGAGCUAGUGAACAAGAUCAAUGGGCCAUGGUUUAGCAAGUUUGAUGAGGACCUGGCCACAGCCUUCUCCAUCUACUGUGGCAUCAGCAUCGCCCACUCUCUCCUAUACAAAAAGGUGAAUGAAGCCCAGUACCGCAGCCACCUGGCCAAUGAGAUGAUGAUGUAUCACAUGAAGGUCUCUGAUGAUGAAUACACCAAGCUUCUCCACGAUGGCAUCCAACCUGUGGCCGCCAUUGACGCCAACUUUGCCAACUUUACCUACACUCCUCGGUCUCUGCCGGAGGACGACACUUCUAUGGCCAUCCUGAGCAUGCUGCAAGACAUGAACUUCAUCAAUAACUACAAAAUCGACUGCCCGACUCUGGCCCGAUUCUGCCUGAUGGUGAAGAAAGGCUACCGGGAUCCACCCUACCACAACUGGAUGCAUGCCUUCUCUGUCUCUCACUUCUGCUACCUGCUCUACAAGAAUUUGGAGCUCUCCAACUACCUCGAGGACAUCGAGAUCUUUGCGUUGUUUAUUUCCUGCAUGUGUCACGACCUGGACCACAGAGGCACAAACAACUCCUUCCAGGUGGCCUCGAAAUCUGUGUUGGCCGCUCUCUACAGCUCAGAGGGCUCUGUCAUGGAGAGGCACCACUUUGCUCAGGCCAUCGCCAUCCUCAACACCCACGGCUGCAAUAUCUUUGACCACUUCUCUCGGAAGGACUAUCAGCGCAUGCUGGACCUGAUGAGGGACAUCAUCCUGGCCACAGACCUGGCACACCACCUCCGCAUCUUCAAGGACCUGCAGAAGAUGGCCGAAGUGGGUUAUGACCGAAACAACAAGCAGCACCACAGGCUUCUUUUAUGCCUCCUCAUGACCUCCUGUGACCUCUCUGACCAGACCAAGGGCUGGAAGACCACCAGAAAGAUUGCGGAGCUGAUCUACAAAGAGUUCUUCUCCCAAGGAGACUUGGAGAAGGCCAUGGGCAACCGGCCAAUGGAGAUGAUGGACCGGGAGAAGGCCUACAUCCCUGAGCUUCAGAUCAGCUUUAUGGAGCACAUCGCCAUGCCUAUCUACAAGCUUUUACAAGACCUGUUCCCCAAGGCCGCAGAGCUGUAUGAACGCGUGGCCUCCAACCGUGAGCACUGGACCAAGGUGUCCCACAAAUUCACCAUCCGAGGCCUCCCAAGUAACAACUCGCUGGAUUUCCUGGAUGAGGAAUAUGAGGUCCCUGAUUUGGAUGGCACCAGGGCUCCUGUCAAUGGCUGCUGCAGCCUCGAGGGCUGAGUGGUCCCCUCUAGGGACCCUCCCUGCCCGGCCCUCCUUUCACAACUCUCUACCAGUCUGUCUGAUGCAUUGGGAACCAGAGCCAUGGGUCCUGGGUUCUAGGCCAGGAUGUCCCCUGUGACCUGGCACAUGCCACCCUUCCUGGGCUUCAUCUUUCUCAUCUGCAGAAGGAAAGCAAGAUCCCCAGGGCCACACGGACUUGGCCAUUUGUUCUUCAAGAGCACCAUAGUGACCAGUGGCAGUGGACCCCCUUCUGCACCUCUGACUGUCCCGUGCCCAGUCCUGCCUAAGCCUCUCCAUCUCUAAGCAGCGUCACAGAAGGAGCCCUACUAGGUCUGUGCCCUUGUUUUCUUGGAGGAAUUCCAGGUCUCUGGAGAUGCCAAGAUCCUCACGGAAGGAGGAGAGACCGCUGAGUACGCAGAGGGCAUGAAACAGUCACCAGCUAGAAGCAGCCAUAGGGUGAAGGUACCCCGGAGGUGCCUCUGUGCUUCUGGUAGGGUUGGCACCCUCGGAGGAAGCUGACAGCUAGGGUGCUCAGUGCUCUGUGGGAGGAAGUACUCCAGCAGUGAGGACGAGGGGAAUAACGGGCAGGAAGGAUCCUCAGGCUGGGAGACAGUCCGUACACACCCAUGUCCUUCGGGCAGCAUGGCCUGAAGCAAGUUCCUUCCCCUAGCUAGGCAAGACAGGAUCAUUAGACAGCCAAUUCUCUCUUUAGAUCAAAGUCUCCAUAGUUGUGUGCAGUCCCAGAGUGGCUGCGGCAGGCUCUGCCACUCCGAGGCACCGAGAGCCUAACCUUUCUUUCCUCUGAGUGCAUCCCCUUGGUCUGAGCACCUCUCCCAUUCCGGCCACCAGAGAGGGGCCUGGCCUCUCCCCACAGGGCUUCUCUCCUCUUCAAGGCCAUAUCCACAUGCGCCCCCGGGGGCUCAGGAGACUCUCCCAGGGCUGGGCCUCUUGGGUGAGUGGCCACUAGCUUCUCUAAUGUUUUGUUCUGUAUGUGUUGUGGGUGGGGGAGGGGGCCACCUGCCUUACCUACUCUGAGUUGCCUUUAGAGAGAUGCGUUUUUCUAGGACUCUGUGCACCUGUUGUAUGUGGUCCCGUGGGCUGAGUGCUUUGUACAUGAGAAUAAAUCUAUUUCUUUCUA